Molecule: messenger RNA, 1938 nt
Organism: Heterocephalus glaber (naked mole-rat)
Lineage: Eukaryota; Metazoa; Chordata; Mammalia; Rodentia; Bathyergidae
Gene: Fam151a
Product: family with sequence similarity 151 member A
Source: RefSeq, a predicted model, not a curated record
ACUACAAGAGCUACUAGGGCCAGGGAAGAGUUAGCUGCUGCUGCGUGGCACCUCGUCCCAGCUGCAGGGAACCUCAGGGACUCUGCAGCAAGAGCCACCAUGGGCUGCAGGGAGUGCUGUUCAGGCCGGGCCUUCAAAUGGGCCCUGGCUGGCGGUGUCAUCACAGCUCUGGCGGUAGCUGUCAGCAUGGUCAUCGCCUUGACGCUGAACCAGGGUCCCCAGUCAGGCUGUGAGGUGGACGCGGUUUGCCGCCCCGAAGCAGACAUGCUGGACUACCUGGUGAGCCUGGGCCAGGUCAGCAGCCCGGAUGGCCUGCUGGUCAGCUGGACCCAUGGAGCCAACAGCCGGGACAAGAUGGAGGAGGGCCUGAGCAGCAAUUCCAUGGUCUUGGAGGCAGACGUCAAUACAGAAGGGCUCAACACGGCCAAUGAGACAGGCGUUCCCAUCAUGGCCCACCCGCCGGCCAUCUACAGUGACAACACGCUGCAGCACUGGCUGGAGACAGUGCUGUCCCGUUCCCAGAAGGGCAUCAAACUGGACUUCAAGAGCCUCAAGGCUGUGGGCCCCUCGCUGGGCCUCCUUCAGCAGCUGACGGACGCCGGCAGGGUACGGAGGCCCGUGUGGAUCAAUGCCGACAUCCUGCCUGGUCCCAACAGUCCCAUCUCAAUUCCGGUCAAUGCCACACAGUUCCUGGCGCUGGUGCAGGAGAAAUACCCCAGGACCACCCUGUCCGUGGGCUGGACCACCCGUUACUUAGCCCCACUGCACACCAGGCCUUACACCAAGGCCAUGUUGGAGGAAAUGCAUGCGCUGGUGGGAGCCGUGCCACAGAAGGUCACCUUCCCCGUGCGGGCUGUCAUGGUGCGGGGUGCCUGGCCGCACUUCAGCUGGCUGCUGGACCAAUCUGAGAGGUACACCCUGACACUGUGGCAGGGCAGAGCUGACCCCAUGUCAGUGGACGAUCUCCUCUACAUCCGGGACAACACGGAGGCUCACCGAGUCUACUACGAUCUCUUCGAGCCCAUCCUGUCGCAGUUCAAGCAGCAGGCUUUAAACGCCACGAGGAAGCAGAUGUACUACACAGGCGGCAGCCUGAAACCUCUUCUCCAGCCUCAAGGGGCUGACGGUCUGAGCUUGGAGUGGCUGGUUCCAGAAGUCCACAGCAAUGGGACAGCAGCAGUGCUUACCCUCCCAGACAAAGACGGCAUGAUCCUGCUGGACGUCCACCUCCAGAGAGUUGCAGCCAGGGACCCUGUGCCCGUUGUACGUGUCCUGGAGGGCCAUUCCCUGACGCUGGAGUCAUCCCUGCUGCAACUGGCCAUGCGCCCUGGACGCUGGGGAGUCCACAUGAACAUAGCAGAGCCCGAAGCCCUCCGGCCAACCCUGACCACACUGGCACGCCUCUCCUCCCUUGGCCACCUGCCUCGCCCUGUGUGGGUCGGGGCCACAGUCUCUCAUGGCAGUUUUGUGGUCCCUGGACACGUGGAUGGCAGAGAGCUGAUCACUGCUGUAGCUGACAUUUUCCCCCAUGUGACAGUGGCCCCAGGCUGGCCUGAGGAGGUGCUGGAUGGCGGCUACAGGGAGCAGCUGGUCACAGAUAUGCUGAAGUUGUGCCAGGGGCUCUGGCAACCUGUGUCCUUCCAGCUGCAGGCAGGGCCACUGGGCCAGAGCAAGACAGACGUAGUGGCCAGGCUGCUGGCGGCCUCCCCUAGGGCCACUGUCACUGUGCAAAACAGCCACACCAGGAGCAGCCCUGCAGCUGUGCAGCUGGGGCUGCUGGUGGCCAGGGCUGAGGACAGAAGCCGAGUCUACUACAGGCUGCCCCGGGGCCAGCGCCAAAACUUGCCGGCAGACGUUGGCAGGAACUGAUUGCCUGGCAGUGCUGGGCCAAGGCUUCCGGGGGAAGCAGGAUGAAUAAACCUUCCUCCUUGUGCUGUG